ACACACACACACACACACACACACAUUCCUUCAAACGGUGUGCAUACAGAGAGAGAUUCAGUCCACUCCCUAAACACACUCUGACUUACAUCACACUCUGUACUCUGACCGUCUUAUCAGAGAGAGAGAGAGAGCGAGCGAGCGAGAGAGAGAGAGAGACAGAGAAAGUGAAGGAAAACACAGAGAGAAGGACGUUGGGCGAGUGACAUAACGGGGGAAAUAGGAGAGAGAGAGAAACUAACAGAAACUCCGAGUUAGUUUGGAAAUGACAGCUGAACACACACAAACCCAUCUGUAGAGCUCGGCCGCCAUGUCUAAAGCGACGGUGAAGAAGCUGCACUGGCGCUCCAAGGUGCAGGAGAGCUUCGUCCCGCUGGGCGGCGGCUCCGGAGAGCUCGGUCUGGCCAUCGGGGGCGGGGCCGACUACGGCGAGUUCCCCUUCGUCACUGCAGCUCACGGGGGCGGGGCCACGGUGAGCGACAUCAUCUUGGAGAUCGGGGGGACGCCCGUGUUAGGGAUGACCCUCGGUGAUGUCAGAGGAGUCCUCAACUCCUGUCCUCAUCCAAUCAGAAUCAAGACCGUCUCGCCAGGUUCGUCCCUCUGUAAGGACCUCAGGUUGUACCUCAGCAAGUGUUUCACUCCGGGCUCCAUGGACAGUCAGCUGCAGCAGCUCAUCAGAGAGAACCUGUACCUGAGAGCUGUCCCCUGUACGACCCGGCAGCCUCGCGACGGGGAGAUCUCAGGUGUGGACUACAACUUUGUGUCCAUCGAGGAGUUUUUCUCCCUGGAGGAGUCCGGAGCUCUGCUGGAGAGCGGCAAGUUCAAAGGGAACUACUAUGGGACGCCCCGCCCAGUACACAUCGGCCCGGAGAGUCCACCAAUCACAUACCAGGAGCAUCGAAACCUGCUGAGGAACUUCAGGACGAGGAGCAAAUCUUUGAGCAACCUGGAGAAAGCUGUAGAGGAGGGAGACAACAGUGAGGAGGACAGUGGACUGUCAGCUGGUUCAGCUGGAGCCCCGCCCAACACCUUGCCUCUCAGCCAAUCAUGGGAGUCGGCAGUGGUGAGUCGUGACGGAGUGGAGAACGGAGGAGUGCGAGGCGUGGGGAGAGGAAGAGGAAGAGGAGGAGGAGGAGGAGGAGGAGGAGGAGGAGGAGGAGGAGGAGGAGGAGGACCGCUGCCUGAGAACUGGGAGCUGGCCUUCAGUGAUUCAGGAGAGCCGUAUUACAUCGAUCAUAAGUCAAAAACGACCAGCUGGCUGGAUCCUCGAACUCAGAACAAAGAGACGACUUCCUGUACAGAACUCCCAGAGUUCACGGAGCAGCCGAGUCAGCUGAAGGGUUACUCCAUCCACACGCGGCUCUCCAAAGGUCCCCGAGGCUUCGGCUUCAACAUCGUGGGAGGAAGUCGACCCAGAGAGUUCCUGCAGGUGUACAGCGUCACACCUGGAGGACCGCCUGCACUGAACACAGCGGACAUCCUGGUCUACAUCAACGACAGCUGUGUGCUGGGGCGCUCUCACAAGGAGGUGGUGGAGAUGCUGAAGUCGGUGCCGAUGGGUCAGAGUGUGGACGUGGUGCUGAGGAGAGGUUACCCCAUGCUGUAUAACCCUGAUGGAUGUCCCAAACAGAGCCUGGAGACGCCACAAAACCCCUCCAACCCCCCCAAUGGGACCCGCAGCCAGACACACCUCACCUACAGCCGCCCGCUGGACGCCAACGGAAGCACGCCAGGAAUGAGCCAAACCCCACCCUCCUACACUGCUCAGCCAAUGACGAAUGGUCUAACGGGCCCACCCACGCCCACUUCCUCUGACACCCCGCUGGGGCCACCCCCUCUUCCAGAGAGAACGUCAGCCAAUCACAGCGACUCUGAUGGCGGCAUGUCCAGCAUCGGAACACGGAGAUCUUCUCUGAUUCGUUACAACAGCAGCACUCUCCCCGCCCUCUCCUCCUCCGGCCUCCUCCACCAUCAGAGCUCCAAGUCUUCAGAGAGCGACCUCUCUACAUCGACUCUCCCCAUCUCCUCCUCCACGCUCCCCAUGACAUCUUCGUCAUCCCACAUCAUGUCCAAACUGCCCCUCUCUCAGCCGGAGACGGGCCUUGUCCAAAACUCCCCCAGCCCCACCUCUCCCAACAACCCCAGCACAUCCUCCACGCCUCCUGGCGCUCCUGUGCAGCGUCCGGCGAUGCCCCAGACAUUGCUCGCCCUGACCCCACCCAGAGACGUUGCAACGUGCGGCUUUAACGGCUGUCCGGCCAAUCAUCAGGCACCCUCCCCCGCCUCCAGAGGGAACUCGGGGCUGGUGCUCCCUCUUGGAGCGGGGUCGCCCGGAUCGACGCCAAGCGGAGAACUCGUACCAGUGCCCCUUGGGCGCAGCGAGACUGGGGGGCUGGGGUUCAGCGUGACAGCAGGGGGGCAAGGAGGUCAGCUGGCUGUGGUGAGGAGAGUCUGGGAUCGAAGGCACUGCCCCUCUCUGCAGCCGGGGGAUGCUAUAGUGAAGAUAAAUGGAGCGGACGUCCAGAGUCUCAGCUUCUCACAGGUCCAGAGAGUGCUGCAGGAACACACCAAACAGGGAGAGGUGGUCCUGCUGGUCUACAGAGGAGGUCCACUCUCUUCCCCAGUCGUCACCCCCAACAUGUACAAGUCCCUCCCCUCUCCACACAGCCAGGCCACACCCUCUUCCUCACACCCCCCAACUUUAGCCGACUUGCCUUCCCCGUCCACGGGUGCCUUGGUGGGGGGCGUCCCCCCACUCAACCAGGCCGGCUUGGUCUUGGAGAGUCCCCAGGAGGGACACCUACCAGCCCCAGGGACCCACCAAGGGACCCCUCCAGCCCAGACUCCUAACGGCUCCCCAGCCUCGGCCCUCAUCCAGAGCACCAGCUUCCUGGACUCGGUUCCUGUGACGCUGACUUUAGAGCCGCGGGAUCUCCUGGGAGUGGAGGAGAGUGCGGGGGGGCCUCCUCCUGUCAGAGGGGGAGGAGCAAUGGGCGCAAUAUCCAAGGAUGGAAGAGGAGCGAAGAUGGUGGAGGUGGAGCUGAGGAGGCGACCGGGAGAAGGCUUUGGAUUCGUUAUCGCCUCUCAGGAAGUGACCAAUGGGGCCCCUUCCCUCAUGUCUCACCGGUUUGUGACGGUGCGGCGGGGCAGCCCGGCGGCUCGCAGCGGGCAGAUUCAGCCCGGGGACCAGCUGGAUGCGGUGGAGGGCCGAGCUGUGGGGGGGCUACAGCACAGAGACCUCGCCCAGAUCCUGAGGAGGGCGGGGAACACCCUGAGACUGAGCAUCACCCCCCGACACCACUCGUCCUCUCUGUCAGAAGGAGCAGAGUUGGACAUUGAUGGUCGGGUGAUGAAAGGAUCCAGAGGGAGGUCAAAGGACGAGUCCAGGUUCUACAGCGUGGAUCUUGAACGAGGUCCCACGGGUUUCGGUUUCUCUCAGGGGGGCAGCGAGUACAACAUGGGGCUUUAUGUGCUCGGACUGAUGGGGGGGCCGGCCCAACGCAGCAACAAGAUACAGGUGUCCGACCAGCUGGUGGAGAUAAAUGGAGACAGCACGUCGGGGAUGACUCACAGUCAGGCUGUGGAGCAGAUCAGGAGAGGAGGACAUCGAAUCCACCUCGUCCUCAAGAAAGGAAACGGAUACGUGCCCGACUACGGCCCUGAGGAAGGAGCCCUCUCCCCCUCCUCCUCCUCACGCACAGAGGAGCAGGAUGCAGACACAGUAACCAUGACAACCGCCUCCUUCAGCCAGCACAGGGGAGGAGGCGGUGGUACAGCAGGAGGAGGAGGAGGAGAGAGCAGGAGGAGGACGAGGAGAGAGGGUGUAACCAAAAGAAGAACAGGAGGAGGAGGGGGAGGGGGGUUAGGGCCUCCUGAUCUGGACCUGGACCUAGUGGAGGAGGAGGCAAGGGAGGAGGGGAGGAGGAGGGAGGAAGAGGAAAAGAGGAAUGAGGAAGAGGAGAGGAGGAGGAGAAGAAGUCAGACAGUCAAGCAGAAGGAGAAGAAGGAGAACCAGAGGGAGCAGGGGAAGAGGAGUAAGAGUUUACCCAGCAACAGUGCCCCGUCCUGGGACAUGGCGCCGCCGGAGGAGAGGUCGGAGGUUGAGGACUCCGGAGGGAGAGCCAAGGAGAGGAGGAGGAGGAGCGAGACAAAAAGCAGGAGGAGAGUGAUGGAGGCCGACCCGGAGGAGGAGAGAGACCACAGCGCCACCGGCAACGCAAAGCAUUCUGGGAGCUCCGCGUCUCCUCAGAAGGCGCCGUUUUCCUUCCUCAUGCCGAUGAGCGACGAAGACGAGCGACAGCCCCUCUCUGACAGCGAAUCGGCAGCCAGCUUCUCAGAGGUCAGCCUAUCGGCAGCGAGCAUCGCCACCGCAGGCUGGAGGGAGGAUUCCGACUGGGGGAGAGGAGAAUCACCAUGGCAACAGGGGAACACCCCCGGCCCGUGGCUGAAGCCGACGCCGCAGAAACUGACGCAGGUUCUGGCUGGCAGUCGGCUCAGUGGGCGGGAACUAGUGGGUGGUCUCUCUCUCUGAUUGGCUCACAGAGAAGAUGUUCUCUUUUUUUUUUAAUCGGCUAUAUAAGGGCUUUUUGAUUGGCCAGCUGAGAGAUGACCCGCCUCUGCCUGCGUCUGAUUGGACGACAGACAAUUUCUGUUCGGCGGAAGAGCAGAAAAAAAAGACUUGUUUUUGAUUGGCAUGUAAGCGGGUUUUGAGGCCUCUCAUUGGCCAAUGACGUAACAGCUGACACACAGAGCCACCUAGUUAACAAACAGUUUUUUUUAAUACCCAUAAUGCCUCGGUGCAUCCUGGGACCUGUAUCACGAAGCCAUAUUAGAGUUGAAUCGAGCUUCACAUUCUGGUAUCACGACGCUGGUUCACUUUAACCAGCGCAAGUCGUCAUUGUGACCACGUUUUAUCACCAUGGUAACAGUUGCUAACCUUCUCCUGAGCAGCCGGUUAACUUCAUCCUCACCACUGACCAAUCAGCAUCCAUCCUACAGCAUCCUCACAGGGACAAAAAGUACAGAGUUUACUGUAGAGAAAUUGUUUUUAAAGUGACAGGAGGAAUCAGUGUUUGAUAGCAAACAGGCCCGCUAUCUUAGUUUGGUUGCAACUUUAUUUUCCCUCUCUCUCUUUCUGUUGAAUGUCAGAAGAGAAAAAUAAUGAAUGAGAAAAGUAAAGCGAGCUUAAAUUAGCAAUUAAGAAGUUGUGUUCAAACUAGACGACGAUGGAGGAAGCAAAUAUGUUGCAAAGACUCAGGAGUGAGUGCUGCAGGCUGAAAAAAACAUUCUGUCUGUGUGUGUGUGUGUGUGUGUGUGUGUGUGUGUGUGUGUGUGUGUGUGUGCAUGUGAGGAUGUGUGAGACAGCAGCAGGUGAACACACACACUCACACACCUGCAGUCGUUAAACCAGCGUCAUGAUACCAGACCCUCAGGACCCCUCAUGUCUGGGCCGAUACAGAGCCGCUCCUCUCUGUCUGCGAUGAUGUCAUCAUCUUCAUCAUCCUCAUCUUCCUCUCUAAACCUGUAUGCAAACAACGUGAGAACCUUAGAGACUCAACCUCUCACCUGUGAGGGCGCCGUGUGUGAUUCUGUAACCUGAGCAUGUGAAUAUCACUGGAAUGAUUUUUUUAUUUUUAUAAACAUGUAAAGGCUCAAUGAUGUUAUUAUUCUUCAUAUUAUUCAUAUUAUUGUUAUUAGAGAUUAAAUAGAGAUGAACUGAUUUGCCUGCUUGCUUGUAAAAAAGAAAAAAUUAUAAUAAUUUAACCCUGAUGAUGUAACAGAGCCAUACACACACACACACACACACACACACACACACACACACACAGUUCAGGUCCAGCUGUGGUCCUGUUGGCUGUCAAUAACCAUAACAUCGCCAUGGCAACCUGGCUGACAAGGAUGCCCUGUUUCUAUAGCAACAGCCAUGGAGGAGCAGGCGACGACCUGCGGCUCCGGUCAUCAAAGUGCCUCGUUUUAUUUCAGCCUCCGUCUGCACAGGGAACGCCGCCAUGACACAUCACAUCACUUCCUGUUCACACCACAUCACUUCCUGUUCACACCAUGUCAGCACUUUGGGACCCUGUUUUUGAUUAACAAUAGGACUGAAGAUCUGACUUUAAAAAAAAAAAAAAAAAGCAGAAACGAUGGAUCAUUAAAUUAACAGAUCGUAUCGUUUUAAAUCUUGUGCUAUCAGAGAACAUAUCGACGACCUUAAUUUAGAAAAUCGAUGGUUGCAGCUGCUUCCUAAAUGCUAACAGAAGAUGUUUUUAUAUUUUACAUUUUAAGACAUUUCCCGUCAUCGUGUUCCUGAACUUCAGUCCGGAUUUUAACAGGAUCCAAAUGAAAACCAGGACCUCCUGAUUCUACCUGAGUACAUCAUCUUUUGACCAACCCAAUUUCUAGAUUUCAUCCAAUCAGAUUUCUUUAAACCCCCGCCCCCCCGCGAACCACCAGCGUCCCUCAGUCAUCAGAUCGAUAAUUAAAGACGAUCAGUUUCAGGGUCGAUGCAGAAAACAUCCAUCACAUCACAUCACAUGUCCUGAAGAAUCAAAACAUUAUCUCACCGUCUGUCUGUCACCUUCUCAGCUACACUACAUCUCCCACAAACCUUUGCGCUGCCCUUUAGCCCCGCCCCUCAGCCCUGCGCUCUCUACGGGCAUUAUGAUCUUUGUCUUCUAUGCAUUUUCUAAGACUGUCAGCUGAUCGGUUCGAUGAUCAGCUGAUCGAUCGGAGCUCGGACUUUCAGGAUCUGCUCCAAAGACAAACAGGAAGCAGCGAGGUCUGAACAGGAAACGGUUUGGUCUUCAGACGGCUGGAGGACGGUCACAUGACUGAACUGUUUGUUGCUUUAAUAAAACUUUAAACUGA
Labrus mixtus (cuckoo wrasse) is the source of this 6867-nucleotide messenger RNA. It is a transcript of the gene magixa, whose product is annotated as MAGI family member, X-linked a. The record is from RefSeq and is a predicted model, not a curated record. Gene Ontology annotation, cellular component: cytoplasm. Lineage: Eukaryota; Metazoa; Chordata; Actinopteri; Labriformes; Labridae. Gene Ontology annotation, molecular function: protein binding. Gene Ontology annotation, biological process: signal transduction.